AUGAUUCCGCGCCACGCCCACAAGCGAUCGCUGUCCUCCGGGCAUCGCUCUCUCUCCCCGGACAAGACCGUCACAAAGGCCAAAUCCACCACCAAUCUUGCUGAAAUCGCCUGGCAGGGCGAAAAUGAACCAAGCGAAAAAUUCGAAGAAAGCAUUUUCAAUACCUUGCAGGACCCCCGACUGGCGCACGGAUCCGAGGUCUCACAAUCGACGUCAUCGUCUCACCACCCCGAUUUGAGCAAUGAGGUCGCGGCUCUCAGUGUGAAGCUGGUCCAGGCGAUUAACAACCAGACCACAUUGGAUGACAAUCUGGUUGCUACCCGUCAGGAAUUAGAGUUGGCCCAGGGCAAAGUCAAGGCCCUCGAGUUUCAAAACGACAAAUACCGACGAGACAUUGCCGAAAAAGUCUAUGUGAAAAGGUCCGAUGCCGAUCGCGAAAUUCUGCGAUUGAAAACCGCUCUCGUGGAGGAGAAAGCUCAGCGCUCGGUGGCCGAGAAGGGAAAGAAAACCAUUGAGCAGGAGCUGGAGACUCUCACGGCUGCUCUCUUUGAAGAGGCCAACAAGGUCUGUCCCCCUUCGCCCUCUCACCCCUCGCAAUCUCCUCUGAAUGUGCUUCUGACUGUGUCUCAGAUGGUGGCUGCGGCUAAGAUCGAACGAGAAGCGGUUGAGAAAAAGAACAAGCAAUUGAGGUCGCAAAUCAAAGACACCGAGCUGCUCCUUGCGUCACAUCAAGACCAGCUAGCGGAGCUCAAAUCGGCUAUGCAAGGGAGGCCUUCCAAGGAUGACGUCGAAUCCCGCACAGCCGCUUCUACAGCUCCCCCAUCCCCAGUUGGACCCCCACAGUUGCAGAUCUCUGCCAAGCAAGAGCCCGAGAUUGACUCCGUUCCUGCACCGUCCUGCGACCCCGAGGAAUUGGUACCCGGCCCGUCCUGUAGUUUCCCUCAGAUGAUCCGCAUGGUGUGCCGGACUGAUCUGCAGGCCUACGAGGAUUUCCGGGAUCUGAUGGUUCUCUCUCGGAGCUCCAAGCCUGCCAGUCGGGCUGGCAGUGGAUCCUACGGGGGAUUGAACGUGAUGAGCUUGGCAGGGUUUGCAACUGGUGGAUCUAACUCGGCAACUUCCUCCCCUUCUAAGGGGAAUACCCAUUCUCCCAAUGGGAGUGUGUCCUCGCAAAUGGGCUCUCAUAUUCCUCUUAAAGAAUCCCGCUUCUACAAGCGGGUCCUCAUGGAGGAUAUCGAGCCGACCCUGCGGCUCGAUUUGGCUCCGGGGAUUUCGUGGCUUACUCGGCGGACUGUCAUGAGCGGAAUCUGCGAGGGAAGCCUUGUCGUGGAGCCAAUGCCCAAUGCCACCAAGAGAUUUGAACUCCCGUGUUCUGUCUGCGGUGAACGCAGGCCUGGCUUGCACAACGAGAGAACCCACCGUUUCCGAACUUCUGAUAGCGAGACAGCGCAAAGAUACCCAUUGUGUCUUCUUUGUCUGGAAAAAGUGCGUUCGUGCUGUGAGUUCACCGGCUACUUGCGUCUCAUCCUGGACGGACAUCUUCGCCCUGGUGACGACGAAGAAGAAAAGGAAAUUUGGGAGGAAACUAUCCAUUUACGGGAGAGAAUGUUUUGGUCUCGGGUCGGAGGCGGAGUCCUUCCAUUGUUAAGUCGGCCCGCCGAAUUGGAAGCCGAGCCGGAGAUUGAGGAGCCAAACACUGAUGCUGUCCAAGAGCAUUUCGAGGAGCAUCGGCUACACAUUGUGGACCACACAAGCCUCGCACCUAAGACAGUUGAAGUGUCUCCAGCAGCGGAAUCGACCCAGGCCGUGACUGAGUCUAUUGCGAUUGAAGUUUCUGUGCCUCAGACAACUGGCCUUGAUACUCCUACUGCUGCUCUCGAGUCACCCGAAUCACCCGCAAGUGAAGCUCCCGUGGAUGAACCCGACACGAAGCAACAGACUCUCGAGCCUCAAAAUUUCGAUCUGGAGAAAGACGAGACGGACUCGGCCCAGUCUGUGACUGAGCCAGUUACAACUGAGGUUCGCAUACCCCAAACAACUGGAACUGAUGCUCCUACUCCUGCCCCUGAAACUUCUACAAGCGAGGCUCCUAUAAUUGAAACCGAUGCCACGAAGCCCCAGACCCCGGAACCUCGAAACAUCGACCUCGAGAAAGAUGAGGCUCCAAGCAAGGCACAGUCGAAGAGGACUUCCGUCCAUUCUGAAGUCAGCGUCUACGAAGAGGCUAAUGCCGACGUGGCGGCGGAGACCGCAGAGACUGCAAAGACUGCAGAGAGCGCAGAGAGCGCAGAGAGCGCGAAGAUUGCGGAGACUGCGGACCCUGCCGUCGAUCAGUCCUCCAGUACCCAGGGCCAAGAGACCACCGAAGCCACUCCUGGCCAGAACAGUUCUUGA
Messenger RNA from Penicillium alfredii, 2391 nucleotides. Its product is annotated as guanine nucleotide exchange factor SEC2. Lineage: Eukaryota; Fungi; Ascomycota; Eurotiomycetes; Eurotiales; Aspergillaceae. The record is from RefSeq and is a predicted model, not a curated record. Bases 1 to 2391 code for a protein of 796 amino acids. The transcript has a single exon. Gene Ontology annotation, molecular function: guanyl-nucleotide exchange factor activity. Gene Ontology annotation, cellular component: Golgi to plasma membrane transport vesicle; cell tip. Gene Ontology annotation, biological process: exocytosis.